Molecule: messenger RNA, 1050 nt
Organism: Danio rerio (zebrafish)
Lineage: Eukaryota; Metazoa; Chordata; Actinopteri; Cypriniformes; Danionidae
Source: RefSeq, a predicted model, not a curated record
CGAGUUGCAAACUUAAAGCUAAUGUUGACUAUGAAAACAUAAUUCUUCAUAAUCUUGCGUUGUCAGACUUCCAGUAAUAUGAAGAGUUUGCAGAGAGUGAAGCCCCGGGGACUUCACAGCGAUGACGUCACUUCCAUUGAGAGGCGCGCGCUUGUAAAAUUCCGGAGCAGCGUCGCUUUGAGCUGCAGACAGAGAUGUCGACGACACACACACUGAAGAUGAGCGCUUCUGUACAAUACAUCAGAAAACUACUGGGCAAAAGCAGCUGCGCCACAAACAACUUGCUAAACACUGGACACAAAAUACAAAGGAAAACUAGUGACUGUAAAACUACCAAAAACAAAGACGGAAAAACCCUUACAAGAAAGGUUGUGCAAACUCAAGAUAAGACAGCAGAGCAGUGCAUAAGGAAAAGUGUGAUAUUACGAAGAACAGAAAAUGAAACUUUUGGCUUUGAAAUCCAGGAUCUGGUCCCUUGUGUGUGUUUUGUGAAGGAGGACAGUCUUGCGGAGAGCAGUGGGUUAAUGACCGAUGAUGUUAUUAUCGCAGUCAACAGUGUGUCCAUUGCUGAAUUCACUCAACAGCAGCUCAAGGAUCUGUUUCAGAAGGCAUCCAUCUUAAUGCUGGAGAUUGUCAGAAGCUCUACAGAAAAGCAGAGACAGUUGCUCAUCAGACUUUAUCUCCUUCAGCGAGAGUUUGCAGAGAAAAGCGCUGAGCUCCAGACACUCAACACAGAGGAAGUGCGUCUCAUAGGAGGUGUGUGUUCAGUAUGUGUGUGUGAUACCAGAAACCCACAACACAGACACAUAAUUUCCCCAUUAAGCCACACUCUGCCCUCAAGAUGCCAACAAAAGAUAUACGUGUGUGUGGGCAUCAUGUGGGCAGUGUGUGUGUGUAUGUGUGCUUAUAUCACGUUUACAGGAACAGACUUUGCUGACAGUUCCUAACACUGUUCUGAAAUCAAACUUCAGAGAGUCUGUGCUGCAAAAGUGUUUUGUCAGGUCGUCUUAAGAGUGCGUGUGAUAACAAUAACGUUUAAAAUGGUUUCAG